UGUCGACGCUUCCUUCUGUUUGUGUCAUGUCCCUUGCGCUUCCGGCGAGACCAUCUAGCUUCGGCGCCCCUUGCAAGUCCGCAGUUACCUCAGUCUGGCCGCAGAGCCUCAUCGUACCUACCUGAAGCCGUCGCCAGUAAACAGCACCAUGUAGUCAAUUUGCAGACCGGAGGCUUUUCACGCACCACAUUCGAGGACCCAAAUUGCAUUGGAAAUUCACCCCUUCAGCAUUACUACUGUUCUUCUUCUCCAUCCAUUGGCGCAAGCAUAUACCCUCGUGGCCUCUGGCUCGCGCACGCAGUAUUUGUUUCAAUCUAUGACAACCCUCUUCAACAUACUCUCCGAUGCCCGCCUUCGAGACACUACCAGCCGACAUCUUAUUUGAGCUCAGCCUAUUUCUCGACCUUGACGACGUUGUGCAUGUAUCCCAAGCAUGUCGCCAAUAUCGAGCGCUGCUUCUUGACGGUGACGAUAAAUUGGCACGAAAGGUAGUCGAUGCACACCAUCAGUAUACGGACGAAGCUCUGCAAGCACGUCAAGGAAUAACAUCGUACAGAGAAGCUCUGUGUGCUAUUUACGACAGACGAGAUGCCUUUUCCAAUGCGCAGCCUUUCUCAGCUCGAGUCGUCAGUCGAGGAAGCUCAUUUCUUUAUCGACAAGGCGUUCUCUGUGUACAAACAGGUGAUAUUGUCAUCAUCUCAAAUUUGCGCUCUGGCACGCCCGCUGUGCAGAUCAACCUUCGCGAUCUAUAUAAGGAUGAGGAAGUUUAUGACCCCAGUGAUUCCUAUGAAAUGAUGUAUUAUAGCGACGGCAUUCUCGCAAUUCUUGUCACGAACGAAGGUCUCGACUACAACGAACGCUUCAUCCGAUUUCUCAGCACCACUGACAAUAUAAGCAACCCUGAUGACCGGAUUAUGGGUUUCGUGGACCUUGGGCUAAGCAACUCGAAGGUCUUUGUUCGCCAUACAGCAGACUACAUGUAUCUUGGAACACAUAAUGGCCAAGGAAGCGAUGGCCAUCGUAAAUGGGUGAUUAAGGGUUGCUCCAUGGAUUUUGGAGAUUUUGAUGAGCAGGAACCCGAACCCGAGAAACUCCUUCUCGAAGAUUUUCACGGCCAUGACAUCGGAUCCACUGUCGCUUUCGAAAUCCACAACGGCUACUUCUACGCCGUCUCAAACCAAGGCACAUACGAGGUAGAAGAGGUAGAUUGGACGUCUUUCUACCACUGUGUCCGGUUUCCGCUCGAUAAUCCCACCACUGAGGCUAUACAGAAGAAUAAGCGAGUGUACCGGCGCCAGCACGCUGAAGGCGCUAUACACGACUCUUGGACGAACUUGACGCUUCAACACGAUGAAAGAACCAAUGAUCUGUAUAUUGUCGAGUCUAGGCGUGAGUGGGUUGGAGCAUCUUCAAAGCAAGCUAGGACCUUCUACACAUCACGCAUCAGCUUCCCCACACCGGCCUUUACCGAUUCUUCCUGGGAAGUCGACUCUUCAAGAAACAACAUUGCACCACCCCUGCCUCUGCCUGACAACGACAUCCUAACUACUGUCCUCGAGUCGUCACACAGUGCCAACUACAUGCCAACACCCAAGCAGUACAGCUGGACGCGACAUCCCGAGUUUCCCUCCAAAGUGCCUCUCCUACCAAACCCACGGUCAUUCAUCCUCGCAAGAACAAAACUCAGAGCCUACAAUCUCUCAUGUUCUGCCUUCUUGGAUCUCGUCGAAGAUGAACAAUGUUGUCCGAACCGCCCACCGGCUUUGCUGCCAUGCCUCAGACUAAGGAUCGGAAGUCGACGAAUUGCACCAUACGGAUACGAUCUCUUCGGCUACGAAGGUGGAAGGGAAGGGGAUAACUAUACUCUGGCUCAAGAUGGUCCACAUGGCGAGCGAGUACACUUUGAUGACAACACACAGUAUCGCUACACGCCAAUUCGCAUGUGGCCCCCUCCGCCUUCAAAAUGCGCUUGUUCUGCGCGUCUGCAUCGUAUCAUGAGCCCUACCAGCCGACCUAACCUUGGAAUGGGCUCCGGACAGAAGACUAUCACGGCAGUUUGUGAUGAGAGGAGCAUUGUGUACAUGAUCAAACCCAGCAAGCCAUAUAGCUACCACGAUACGGAUAGCGUCGGAAUCGAUCCCGAGCUGGGGACGAUCGUGCUGGUGGACUUUGGUCGCACACCCACACCAAGACGGUUAGAUGGGCCUUUGAAGGAAAUGUUUCGCUGGGAUUGGUUUCCGGACCACAGAAAGAGGUGCAGAGAAGGCACGUGUUAGAAACUAACCUUCAUGAGCUGCUUGAAGUCAGUUGGGCCGGUGGUCAAGCAACCCGAACCGGAGCA
Molecule: messenger RNA, 2341 nt
Organism: Macroventuria anomochaeta
Lineage: Eukaryota; Fungi; Ascomycota; Dothideomycetes; Pleosporales; Didymellaceae
Exons: 2
Coding region: 345-2276 (643 amino acids)
Molecular function (GO): protein binding
Source: RefSeq, a predicted model, not a curated record